UUAUUUCUCAGAGGAAAUGAGAGAGUUAUUGGGCCAAUACAUCUCAGACACCCUCAGCUAUAUCCAUACAGUGGAGAAAUUCUGUGACAGGCAUCCAAGGUGGAUCCUGCAAAGAAAGGAGGAACAAUCCAAGAUGAAGAACAUCAAGGAAAUGUCAGACAGAAUCGAUCUUAAAUUCAGCCGAGUCUUGAAUGCAGAAGACAAGACCAGGGCAUUAGGAGAGUUCACGAAAGACUAUCUGACCCAGGUGACUGCAAACCGUAGGCUUAAGGAGCUGGAGAAGGAGCUGGAAGCUGUACUGAAGGACACUCUCAAUGGGCUGGAGGAGCUGGACUGCUUCAUGGAUGCUGUGGAGAGGCUGGUGGUCACCUCUCUGUUAGUAUUUGCUGAUGAAAACCGGUUGUGUCCUCUGCCUCAGGGGAGGGAACAAGCAAGUGUCCGAGCUGUCAUCACCUCCGCUAGAAUGGCCUGUCCUCUCCUCAUCCACUUUAAGAGGGACGCUUCAGCCUUCUUUUCCCCAUGCCUCCUCAAUGUGGAGGUGCUGCACGUGUACUUGGAAAAUUACAUGCACAUCUCUGAGCAGCUUUGUGAGAGAAUGGGAUUGGGAAAAACGUAAGUGGAAAUCAGUUUAAAUUAUUAAACACAAUAUUCAAAUCAAAUGAUCUAUCCUUUUUUUCUCGCUAAGAAUGACAACUUGAUGAUGGACAGCAGCCCUGAAGUGAAUGAAAAGUCCAUGCAGACCAUAUUUAACCAUUUGUGCCAUUUGAGUGAUAUCAGGGUGGACCAGCACCUCAGACUGACGUUCCUGUUCCAGGACUCUGCCCUGCGCUUCAUUGGUCUGUUCAGUCAGUGCCACUCCAGAAUGCUGGACUUUAUAAAAGAGCUGGAAAGGAGAGCUGUCAAACUAGAAGAGAUGAAGAAAGGGGGUUAUAUCUCCAGUGUGGCAGGCAGUGCAGUGGGGGUGACCGGAGGGGCUCUGACCAUAGCAGGCCUUUGUCUUGCCCCCGUUACUGCUGGGCUGUCACUGGGACUCACCAUCGCAGGGAUUGGAAUGGGUGUGACCAGUGGGGUCAACAGUCUAACCACCGGUGUUACAAAGGUGGCAUUUAAAAGCUACCAAAACAAGAAAGCCAAUACAGUCUUUCAAUGUUUCAUGGAGGACAUGCAAAGACUCCAUGGUAGUCUGGAGAAGGUGGCCAGCAACAUUUGCCCUUUGGAGCCGAAGGUGGUGGCAUUAGUGGUUGGGAAGAAUAUAGGCAAAGGUGGUGCGAGUUUAGGAAAGAAGAUCAAUGGCAUAGUAAAAAAUACCUCUGCAAUAGAGGCCUUAAUGGGAAAAGGCGUGGUUAUAGGUGCAGGCAAGGUGGGCCUCCAAGAGGGCAAAACCUUUGCUGCAGAUUUACCUGACAUUGGGAUGUUGGCCCAAGGCACUCCACUCGCCCUCUCUAGGACAUUAAGGCGAUGCGCCGUGGCCUCAAAUGCCCUAUUCAUUGGCCUGGAUAUCAUCACUAUCUGUAAAGACAGUGUCAGCCUUGCCAAAGGCAGCAAGAGCAAGAGAUCCCAGCUCAUCCGAGCCAGAGCAGCACUGUGGCGCACAGAGAUCGACUCAUGUCAGAGGAUCCAUGACUCACUGUGCCGAGGCAUCUGGAGGUUCAGAAAGAGUCAGCGAAUCCUGGAGAAACCCUUUUACCUUGUGAAGGAGUUUGAAAGUCUAGAGCCGCUUGUGCAGAUGAGACUCAUGGAGCAGCCUGAGGAUGAUAUAGAAACUCUGGUGCAGCUUAUGGAGGAGACGAGACUCCUGAGGAACCCUAUGGAGGAGAUGAGACUCCUGGGGCAGCCUAUGGAGGAGAUAGAAAAAGGUACAAAAGUCGUUAAAUUGAUUUGCCCUUAAACAUGUCACAUACUGUACACAGCAGAUGUUGAAUGAUAUUAUGUACAUGUAUUAGCAAAAAUACUCAAGCUGCUAAGUCUUUGAAUUUCACCAAGCGGGCAUUGCCAUUGGUUAAUUAAUUGCUUUUCCAUUGAAAAUCCCUGUCUCUAGGUUUUUGCGACUGGAUGUGGCAUUCCGGCAUGGUGUUGUUGCUGUUGCUGUUAGCAUAUGUAUGGGCUGAGAACAUUUAUAAGUAAAAAUUUAGAAAAUUACGAAGCCAAGACACCUGCCGUUUGGACUGCAUUGUUUCCUGUGCAUCACUUCCUGUAUGACUUAAUUGCUUAACAUGUAGAUUUGAAAUGAUUACUGUGCAUGGUUUUAAAGUUUAUUGGACUUGAGAAUAGAAGAGAACAUAUUUUUUUAUUAAAUGUAUUUAAGAUUAUUACAAUUUUUAUUCAAACCACCCCUUUAUCUGGGCGGUGUUCAUGUUUUCGAAUAGUCAGAUCUAAAUAUUCUAAAUGUAUUAUAUAGAAGAAACAUGCCUCUCUGACAUGUCAAAUAAAGACUCACUAUCUUUCAGCAACAUAAGUAGAUGUACCAACUGAGCGUAGCUGUUCUACGUCAGAUUCUAGAACUUGUCACACUGUACAUUGAUGUAGUUACAUCCACAUUAUAUUAUUGUGAAAAUCUAAUAGGCCUACAGUUAUUUCAACAUGGUUAUUCUAUUUCUGAAUUGUAUAGGCAUGUACUGCCCUCUAGUGUCUUUCAGUUUCUUUUACUCAUGUGACAUGUCUUGAUUGUUACUCACUUCAGUUAAGAUAUGUGCAGAUAAAAGUGCAUUAUUUUCUAACUUAGCAAUGUUUAAAUAUCCAUACAGAGUUCAAAUGCAGAACUACAUAGAUUUUCAGAAACAGUGAUACUCUCACCGCUUACAGAAGAUUAAUGUAGCCCUACAACUUUAUAAUAUGACAACGGUAAAUAGCUGUAAUACAUCUGCUAUGAUUUAGCAAAUUAACUUGUGCAGAAAUCUAUUAACCAGAUCGAUCUUUUCAAUAUGGUGUCAUUUUCAUAGCCUAAGUGCUUUGUGACAAGGAUCGAUGAGUUGUGAGUCCCAAGAUGCUGUUCUGCACACCCACUGCGCCGUUAUUUGCCUGUUUGUGGCCAGCCUGUUAGCUUGCACGAUUCAAGCUGUUUUCGCCCACAGGACUGGCGCAGACUGGAUGUUUUUUUGUUUGUCGCACCAUUCUCAGUAAACCCUAGACACUGUCUUGAGUUAAAAGCAGAGAAGGGCGACCAUUUCUGAAAUACUCGAUCUGGCGUGCCUGGCACUCAAAGUCACUUAGGUCACUUGUUUUACCAUUUCUAAUGUUCAAUCAAACAGUAACUGAAUGCCUAAAUGCCUGUCUUGCAAGCCACGGCCACAUGAGUUACUGUCUGUAGGCACAAUCUUUUUUUCGUGAACCCCGGUGUACCUAAAAACUGGCCAGUAUGUGUAUGUUACAGGUGUAAUUACAGAGCUGGGUCUAAAACAACUGGCCCUACAUUACAGUACAGUAUUAAACCUUCCUCCGCUUAUAGAUUUGUAUGACAAGACAACAAAUAAUGAUUAUAUCUGAGAAUGUAAUUUAUGCCUAUUCUUGAACCAAUCAACAAUUUAAUCCCUUUUAAAUCACAACAGUGGCGACAAAAACGGCAAUAAAAUGUAGUAAGUCCAGAUUUAAUAUAAUAUUAUCCCAUCCUAAAAGCCAAUUUUAUACUAUUUUCCAGUUUUUCCAGAACAUAAUUUUAAAGUUGUUGAUAAGAUCAAUUUCUCAAUAUACAAUAAACAUAUUUAUCAUACAAACUCCAAGUGACGUUUCAAAUAUUUAAUCAGGGAGGAUGCCCAGCUGAAUAUGUACAUUCA
Oncorhynchus kisutch (coho salmon) is the source of this 3770-nucleotide messenger RNA. RefSeq lists its product as uncharacterized. Gene Ontology annotation, molecular function: lipid binding. The transcript is spliced from 3 exons. Gene Ontology annotation, biological process: lipoprotein metabolic process; lipid transport. The record is from RefSeq and is a predicted model, not a curated record. NCBI's taxonomy places the organism in Eukaryota, Metazoa, Chordata, Actinopteri, Salmoniformes, Salmonidae. Gene Ontology annotation, cellular component: membrane; extracellular region.